CUCGUCGUCCCUCGCAGACGUGCUCCGUCCUUGUCGUCGUCGUCGUCCCAGAGAGAACGAUUCCACGCGGGGUUGCUCGUUUAUCUCCGAGAGACCCGGGUUCUCGGUCAGAAGCGCUCCUUCUCUCUCGCUCUCUUCUCUCUUGGGUCGAGCCUGUCGGAUAAGGGAUUGUGCGGGCGGCGACUCCUCUGGUCGACUCGGUUCUUGGUCGGAUUAGGGAACAGAGAGGGAUGGAGGGCGGGAUGGACGAGAAGGCGGCGAAGAUGGAGAAGCUCUCCUCCGCGGCGGCGUUCGUGGAGGGCGGCGUGCAGGACGCCUGCGACGACGCCUGCAGCAUCUGCCUCGAGGCCUUCUGCGACAGCGACCCCUCCACGGUUACAAGCUGCAAGCAUGAUUUCCAUCUCCAGUGCAUCCUUGAGUGGUGCCAGAGAAGCUCCCAGUGUCCCAUGUGUUGGCAGGCAAUCAGCAUGAAGGACCCUCUGAGUCAGGAGCUCCUAGAGGCUGUUGAACAAGAGAGGAAUGUGCAAGCAGAUCGCUCACGCAGCACGACCGUUUUUCGCCAUCCAAUGCUCGGACAUUUUGAGGUACCAGUAGGUACUGAUGACGGUGAGCUUGAAGAACGUAUCAUGCAACACCUGGCCGCCGCUGCCGCGACACGUAGGUCGCACCGCCACGCUAGAAGGGAAGGCCACCGUGGAAGAUCAGGAGCACAUGGUCGCACCCAAAUUGUAGUAUUUUCGACAACCGACACUACCUCUAGUGACCCCAUUUCUUCAGAUUCACGACACAUAGGGGACAGUGAGCAUUCUCCUGAUACAGUAUCUGCUCCUGUGGAUUCGACGGUAGAAGCAUCUGCCGGCACAUCUGUGCGCAACAAUACUUCUGCUAACUGUCCCGACAGCAUGUCUUACGAUGAAUCAUCUUCUAUCAACCAAGAUGGAGCUGGACCAUCUGAUCCACAAUCGUUCUCAGAGACGCUCAAGACCCGCCUGCAAUCGGUUUCGACAAAGUAUAAGGACUCGAUAACAAAGAACACGCGCGGGUGGAAGGAACGGUGGCUCGCACGGAGUGACACAAUAUCUACUCUUAGUUCUGACGUGAGGAGAGAGGUCAAUGCCGGAAUGGCCGCUGUGUCUCGUCUGAUGGAACGGCUAGAAACAAGGGAAGGGAGUGGCUCUGGAACCUCAUCGGCUUCUUCGGACAAUGAUCCCCCUGCUACAGAUGAUCAGAGGGACGCAUUGUCCAACUUUUGUUCUCCCGUAAAUGGCGCCACGUCUUCGGCAACUUGUGCGUCAAGAUCUGCUUCACAAUGAACCAUCUUAUACCAUGAAUGAUGAACUUAAUUUUAGGUGCAAGAUGAACCUGUCAUCUGUUACCAUUAGAACAGUCACAUGUAACAUGUUUGAUAUGUGCUGCAAAAGAUGCAGCUGUAAAGAACUGGUUGGAAGAAUGUACAUGACUCAUGGGGCCUGGGUGGUGCAACACCCCUCACACAGCA
Molecule: messenger RNA, 1498 nt
Organism: Lolium perenne
Lineage: Eukaryota; Viridiplantae; Streptophyta; Magnoliopsida; Poales; Poaceae
Product: E3 ubiquitin-protein ligase RHF2A
Molecular function (GO): ubiquitin-protein transferase activity
Source: RefSeq, a predicted model, not a curated record